GGUGCCCGAGUGCCAGUCAUUCAACAUCAGCAACCGGGUCUAGGCAGCUGGCACAGUUUAUAGGACAAUUAUUUUUUGAUCCGUGAAAAUACCUCUAUCAACACUUGGUGACAUCAAAAGGGUACUCUGUAGUUGAAGUUCCAGUUCCAGCAGGCGCCCACAGGACUCCAUCGAGUCAUAUUGAUGCAAACUGGUCCGGAAGCAUCCUCCAACCCACAUUGAUACCACGUGGAGUGGAACGCAGAAUCACACCAAAGAUGGCGUCGAACGAGGAGGAGGACUCUGACUUCUUUGAGAAAGAAAGAACACGUUUGAUUGCCGAGAUUAGUAGCGGAUUUGAGCAACUUCUGACAGAACAGAACAAACUCAACCAGAAACUUGACCAAGUUAGAGGCGUGGGAGGGGAAUUUUCGUCAUUGGCAGCGUUAUGGUCUAAUUUGCACGAGUUGAUGCGACAACAAGAAUUAGAUGCUCCAGUGUUAAACAAGUCAACCUCUGGAGGCUAUCCCGGGUCAGGCAGCCAUGUAAUAGGUAGAUGAGGAUGUUAAGCUGCCAUUCUCCCAAACGCACAUAACGAGCACAAAGCGUGUAAUUAGAGUCUUGUCGGACAUCAAAACACAACGGCAACAGGCGGGAGUCAUCUUGGCGCUUCGCUCCGACCCAACUGCCUCCUCAACCGUUUCUUUUCCCUGUCA
Molecule: messenger RNA, 695 nt
Organism: Cantharellus anzutake
Lineage: Eukaryota; Fungi; Basidiomycota; Agaricomycetes; Cantharellales; Hydnaceae
Product: DASH complex subunit Dad1-domain-containing protein
Exons: 2
Coding region: 258-539 (93 amino acids)
Cellular component (GO): spindle microtubule; mitotic spindle; mitotic spindle pole body
Source: RefSeq, a predicted model, not a curated record